This is a messenger RNA of Arachis ipaensis, 1649 nucleotides long. RefSeq lists its product as uncharacterized. Lineage: Eukaryota; Viridiplantae; Streptophyta; Magnoliopsida; Fabales; Fabaceae. Gene Ontology annotation, cellular component: COPII-coated ER to Golgi transport vesicle; endoplasmic reticulum. The record is from RefSeq and is a predicted model, not a curated record.
AUAUGUAGAGAGAGAGAGAGAGAGAGAGAAAGAAGGGUAUUAGACGCCAUGUUGGACUCAAUUGACCUCUGAAUAAGUGUCUUCCUUCGUUCUCCAUCCAAUCAACGCCAAUUCUCUUCUUUACCCACUCGCUCUCCGUCAUCCCCGGCCACCGUAUCCGGCGGAGAGCCGCCCUUCUCCCAUCGUCCCUGUAAAGCUCGCUGCUUGGCGUUGCUAUUUCUAGGCUUCAUCGAUAUGAACGCGGUCUUCAAUAAGCUACGCAGUUUGGACGCAUACCCAAAAGUCAAUGAAGAUUUCUACAACCGCACACUUUCCGGCGGUGUCGUCACCAUCGUCUCCGUCGCCGUCAUGCUCUUCCUUUUCAUCUCCGAGCUAAGUUUAUACCUUUAUACUGUUACCGAGAGUCAGCUUUUGGUGGACACUUCUAGAGGAGAAACCUUACACAUCAAUUUUGAUGUCACUUUUCCUUAUGUUAGAUGCUCAAUGCUCAGUUUAGACGCAAUGGAUAUUAGCGGCGAGCAGCACCUUGAUAUAAGACAUAAUAUCAUGAAAAAAAGAAUUGAUUCUCAUGGCAAUGUGGUAGAAGUGAAGCAGGAUGGAAUUGGUGCACCAAAGAUUGAGAGGCCCUUGCAGAAGCAUGGUGGCAGACUAGGACAUGAUGAAGAGUAUUGCGGUUCCUGUUUUGGUGCAGAAGAAUCAGACGAUCAAUGUUGUAAUUCUUGUGAAGAAGUGCGUGAAGCAUACAGGAAAAAGGGAUGGGCGCUGUCUAAUAUGGAUUUGAUUGACCAGUGCCAAAGAGAAGGCUACGUACAAAAGGUAAAGGAUGAAGAAGGUGAAGGAUGCAAUAUUCUUGGAUCUCUUGAAGUUAAUAAAGUGGCUGGAAACUUUCAUUUUGCAACUGGAAAAAGCUUUCUUCAGUCAGCUAUGUUUCUUGCUGAUCUACUUGCUUUACAAGAUAAUCAUCUAAAUAUAAGUCAUCAGAUUAACAAAUUAAGUUUUGGAGCCCACUUCCCCGGAUUAGUAAAUCCUCUUGAUGGGGUAAAAUGGGUGCAAGGACCAAGUCAUGGCAUGUACCAGUAUUUCGUAAAGGUGGUCCCUACUAUAUACAGAGACAUUAGAGGCCAUGUUACCUAUUCAAAUCAGUAUUCUGUGACUGAGCAUUUCAAGAGUUCAGAGCAAGGUGCAGUCCCUGGAGUGUUCUUCUUUUAUGACAUAUCACCAAUUAAGGUCAUCUUUAAAGAGCAGCACAUUCCAUUCUUACAUUUCUUGACCAGUGUUUGUGCAAUUAUUGGAGGUGUAUUCACGGUGGCGGGAAUAGUAGAUUCAUCCAUAUAUUAUGGUCAGAGAACAAUAAAGAAAAAGAUGGAGCUCGGCAAAUAUAGAUAAUCUGGUGACUACGCUACGUUGAGUCUGGUUAAUGGCAUGCUUGGUGCUGCAUCAUGUUUCUCCAUAAUAUCAUCCGCAUCCUUGUGCUAACAUACACAUCCAAGCAGAGCUGCUCAUUCUCUCCAUGAAUGAAGUGUAUUUUUUAUAUAUAUUUAAUUUUGUUCUUUUGGUUUAGAGGAAUUGAGGAUUUUCCAAGUGUCCAAACUGAGAGAUAUUGGUUGGGAUAAUACAUGAUUUGAUUAUGCAAAACAGAAUUCUCAUUU